Myotis myotis is the source of this 372-nucleotide messenger RNA. RefSeq names its product ATP synthase subunit f, mitochondrial-like. NCBI's taxonomy places the organism in Eukaryota, Metazoa, Chordata, Mammalia, Chiroptera, Vespertilionidae. Gene Ontology annotation, biological process: proton motive force-driven mitochondrial ATP synthesis. The transcript has a single exon. Bases 1 to 243 code for a protein of 80 amino acids. Gene Ontology annotation, molecular function: proton-transporting ATP synthase activity, rotational mechanism. The record is from RefSeq and is a predicted model, not a curated record.
AUGGUGUCAUUCAUGCCAUUGAAGGAGAAGAGACUGAUGGAAGUCAAAAUAGGGGAGCUGCCACGCUGGAGACUGAUGCAAGAUUUCACCCCUAAAGGUUACCACAGGAAUUACAACAAGUACUUCAAAGUGAAGAAAGGGGGCAUUGCUGGCGUUUCUAUGGUGCUGGCAGCUUAUGUGUUUUUCAACUACUGCUGUUCUUAUAAGGAACUAAAACAUGAGCAACGACGCAAGUACCGCUGAAGAGGGCCCAGUGUGGACUCCACAUUACUGACCAUGACCUUUGCCCAGCACCUCUGAAUCCUUUCAUACUGUAAUGUAACACCUAAUAAAAGGUGGCUGGUUAAAAAAAAAAAAAAAAAAAAAAAAAAA